UUUGCGCUGCGAAUUUUGUGGAGUUACUGACCAGCCUUCGGGCACAGUUGGACCAAUUCCAAUUCUCGGCGUCGGUGGAAGAGAGAGAGAGAAGAGAGCAGAGAAAAAAACGGUUUAAUGUUUAUUGCUUGCGGCCGCUGCUGAUCCAUUUCCUCAAAUUUCUCGCUAACCUUAUUUAUUUUCCCUUCCACCACCAAAUAUGAAUGAAUGAGAACCCAGCCACCAUCUUUGCUCUCCCUCGCCAUUGACGCUUCUGUCCUCCACCUCUCUCACUUCCCCGAUCUCUCCCCUCUCCCUGAUCACAUUCUGCUCGAUCUCUUCCUGAAAACCUUGAGAGCUGGGAAGCUGAAUGAGAAAAUUCUGAAGCUUUUCUUGGCAACAGGCAAAGAAGAAGUCCUAUCUCUUAUUCAGACACUUAAUAUAAAACACAUCCUGAAUCCCGUCCUUCCCACCAGAUGCUCAGAGAAAUUCUGA
Linum tenue is the source of this 474-nucleotide messenger RNA. The record is from the annotation of a GenBank genome assembly. NCBI's taxonomy places the organism in Eukaryota, Viridiplantae, Streptophyta, Magnoliopsida, Malpighiales, Linaceae.